AUGAUCAGUCCUAAUAUAGCGGCGUGGAAUAUUAGAGGAUUUUCUUCUUCUAAUAAAGUGUCUUACUGCAAAAUGCUUGUUCAGUCCUUACGGCUGGAUAUGAUCUGUAUUCUUGAGAAUAGAAUACAACUUCAGAGUCUUUCUGACUUGAAUUUCUCUAACAGUCAUCUGAUUUUUGAUAUGGAAGCUAGCUGCCACAACUUCCAUUGUGCCUCUCUGGGUCGUAUCUGGUUAAAACGGUCUACUGAUAGGCUAUCUUUUCAGCCAUCUUUCUUCUCGUCCCAAAUGAUUGUUGAUAUGGUUUAUUUUGGUUCUUCCACUCCUUUUCUGCUUUAUGUCAUUUAUGCUUCUAACAGUCAGGUAGAGAGGAAAGUUCUUUGGGAUGGUAUUAGAUCUAUCUCUCCUUCUGAUAAUGUCCCGUGGAUCCUAAUGGGGGAUUUCAAUACUUGCCACUUCUCUUCUGAUAAGUUAGGUGGUAACCCACUUAAUCAGAAUCUCCUUAAUGAUAUUAAUAGUGUUAUCUUUGACACUAAUCUCAAGGAUUUGGGCUCUAUUGGUCCCUCCUAUACUUGGUUCAAUCAAAGGACGGAUUGUCCAAUUCAUAUCAAGCUAGAUCGCAUGAUGGUUAAUGAACAUUGGGCUGUGGGUAACCCUCUUGUGAACUUUGCUAACAAGCUCAAAUUGUUGAAAGAAAGUAUUAAGAGGAAAAGGCGGGUUAAUGCCAAUGUUAUGGCUGAUCAUAUUAAAAACCUUCAAGCUAAGCAACUUGCUUGCCUUAGCCAUCUUAAUGAUCAAGUCAAUAUUUGUGAUUCUUCUAUUAAGCUGAAAAAUUUUAAUAUCCAGUUAGAGGCUGCCUCUUCUAUGUGGUUUUCUUGGGUUAAACAAAGAGCUAAAACCAAAUGGCUUUCCCAGGGGGAAGAUGACCUCAAGUUUCUAUACUCUAGGAUUCGUUUGAGAAGGAGUUAUAAAAAAACUGCUAUAGCUUUAGCUAUGUCUACCCCAGAGGUUUCUGUUUCUGAAGCUAUCAAAGACUCCAUUUCUUACUUCAAAUCUCUUUUUAAUGCUAAUCAGCAGUUGGAUUUCGAUAUCAAUGAUUUCCCUCCAGGUCUUGUGGUUGAUCUAGAUUUAAGAAAUAAUCUUACUACUCCUUUCAUAGAAACUGAGAUUAAGAAAGCAAUCUUCAAAGGGCCUUCUGUUUGCAAUGCUAUCAAAGGUUUCUUUCAUAAUGCUUUUAUUCCCCGAUCUAUUAAAGCAGCAGCCAUCAUUCUUAUUCCUAAAUCUAGUCAUGCUGAAUCUAUUGUUGACUUCCGGUCUAUUGCUCUUUGCAAUACCUCUUACAAAAUUAUUGCUAAAUUAUUGGCUGAGAGAAUGAAACCUAUCAUGUCUAAAAUUAUCAAAGAGAAUCAAGCAGGGUUUAUUAAGAAUAGAAUAUCCACGGAUAAUGUUAUUCUUGCCAAUGAGAUUCUUCAAUUUUCUAGGAAAUCUUCUAAAAUCAGGCUUAUGUGUGUUAAGUAUGAUAUUAAGAAAGCCUUUGAUAGUGUUUCUAGACACUUCCUUCUUGCUAGGUUGGAGCAAAAAGGUUUCCCGGCUUCCUUCAUUAAGUGGAUUGAAGCUUGUAUUAUGGAUGUCUGA
This is a messenger RNA of Dendrobium catenatum, 1632 nucleotides long. RefSeq lists its product as uncharacterized. The record is from RefSeq and is a predicted model, not a curated record. The coding region runs from base 1 to 1632 and encodes 543 amino acids. The transcript has 3 exons. Lineage: Eukaryota; Viridiplantae; Streptophyta; Magnoliopsida; Asparagales; Orchidaceae. Gene Ontology annotation, molecular function: catalytic activity.